This is a messenger RNA of Ostrinia nubilalis (European corn borer), 1383 nucleotides long. RefSeq lists its product as uncharacterized. The record is from RefSeq and is a predicted model, not a curated record. Bases 58 to 1017 code for a protein of 319 amino acids. Gene Ontology annotation, cellular component: extracellular matrix. NCBI's taxonomy places the organism in Eukaryota, Metazoa, Arthropoda, Insecta, Lepidoptera, Crambidae. The transcript has 9 exons.
AGUUCUGCUCCUGUCGGCUCGGCUGAAGAGGACGAAAGUGACCAGUGAUAAGCAAAUAUGCGUGGAAUCCAAGUAACAAUUUUCGUCGCUGUGUGCGCGGCCGCUAGCGCGGGCUACAUCGGCGGCUACGGGGGCUACGGCGCGGCCGGCUACGGCUACGAAGGCGACGCACAUGGCGACUAUUAUGCGCAUCCGAAAUAUGCGUUUGACUACUCCGUGAACGACCCUCACACCGGUGACCACAAAACCCAAUGGGAAACCCGCGACGGUGACGUUGUCAAAGGGGCAUACUCUCUGGCGGAGCCCGACGGUACCACUCGCAUUGUAGAGUACACAGCUGACAAGCACAACGGCUUCAACGCGGUGGUCAAGCGCAUCGGACACGCACACCACCCGCAGGUCUACGGCAACCACUACGAUGGAGGCUACUACGGUAUCUCGCAAUUUGGCACAGAACAAGCCCUAGAGCUUAGAGUGAAGUACCGUGUUAUCACAAAGAUUAGGACAAUGUUUGUCAAGGCAGUUCUGGCUUGCACAUUGGUGGCCCUGGCCCAGGGUGGGCUGAUCGCAGCGCCCCACGGGGCCCUGUCGAGCCAAAGCAUCGUCCUGGGAGCUCCCGGGUACGCGGCCCGUGGGUACGGUGGCUACGGCGCUUUGGGGCUUGGCCACGGCGCCGUGGUCGCCCACGCCGCGCCCGUCUACCACGCGCCCAUCGCGCACGCAGCCGCCCCUGUUGAGGUUUAUGCCCACCCCCGCUACCAGUUCAACUACGGCGUCACUGACGGCCACACCGGCGACCAGAAGAGCCAGUGGGAAGCGCGCGAUGGAGACGUGGUGAAGGGCCAGUACUCGCUGGUGGAGCCUGACGGCACCGUGCGCACUGUCAACUACUCCGCUGACGACCACAACGGAUUCAACGCCGUCGUGAGCAGGCAAGGACACGCUGCGCAUCCCGCCGUAGCUCCCGCGCACGUGGUGGCCGCCCCAGCCUACGGCCACGGACACCUCCUCGGCUAAACCCCCACCACCCCCAACCGACGACUAUUUAUUACAUAACGUAUUAAAUACAUAGGCUAAGCUCGGACGGAAUGCGACAACGAAAGGAACGCUACGUGGUCAGCCACGCUCGCUAAGGCUCGGCGUUUCAUAAGGUGUAUCCAGGGACCAAGGCCCAAAGUGUACUUCAAUUCAGCUAUCGACAUCUAUUUCGUACUAUAAAGACUUUUGUAUUAUAUUUUCUUGUAGUGUGUAAGUGUCACUCCGAUUUUCCGUACUUGAAAAUACAUUUUAUGAAACGUUAGACUCACGCCUACGGGGUGCUAUGCAAAUACUUCGGUUUUUGUGACUGAUACUAUAAAUUAAUAUUAUAACAUUUCAUACAUA